Cyprinodon tularosa is the source of this 1162-nucleotide messenger RNA. RefSeq names its product dysbindin. The record is from RefSeq and is a predicted model, not a curated record. Bases 254 to 865 code for a protein of 203 amino acids. The transcript is spliced from 4 exons. Gene Ontology annotation, biological process: negative regulation of protein kinase activity. Gene Ontology annotation, cellular component: cytoplasm. Lineage: Eukaryota; Metazoa; Chordata; Actinopteri; Cyprinodontiformes; Cyprinodontidae.
UUUGAUCCACAGAGCCACAAAGUUGCUCUAGCUCUCAUCCAAGUGGCUAAUGCUGCCCUCGGGGAGGAAAAAGAGAAGCAGGGAAGAAGAACCGGUGGGGAGGCAAUCUAUAUCAGGAUACUUUGGACCAGUUGACGAGAGAAGAGGAGGUUGGAGAUGCUUGUCUGGAUUUUGGUUGAACUCUGAGGAGACUGACCUUUAACCUUCUUUACAUCUGAUCGAUGGUUUUGUUUUUAACAACUUUUUCAGCAUCAUGAGCUCCUCAUCAGCCAACCUUCAAAACAAACUUCUGCCUUCAGAGACAGACCUCACCCAGAGACGCCCAGACAUGGAAUCAGCACAGCAGCUCAAGCUUAGAGAGAGGCAGCGUUUCUUUGAGGAGGUCUUUCAACAUGAAGUAGAUGUAUACCUGUCCUCCGCACACCUGUGCAUCAGGGACUACAGGAGACCUCCAAUUGGCAGUAUUUCCUCAAUGGAGGUGAAUGUAGACCUCCUCGACCAGAUGGAGCUCAUUGACCUCUCUGAUCAAGACCCUGUGGACGUCUUCUUCAACUCUGUGGGGGAAGAAGGGGUGCUGUCCUCCCCAAUGCCAGCAAGCAGCAACAGCAAUGAGGAGGCCAUCAGGAACGGGCUAUUUCAACACGUCCUUGAGAGCCUAGACAGCAAGUCCCGCAUGUCCUCCACAUCUUCAGAUUGCUCCUCUGACAGCCAGGUCGCCAACAUCAAUGGAGGGGACACGCCUUUGGUUGGGUCAGACGAGGAAGAGGAAAACAGCACAGAGAAGAAGAGGGGCGUUUCACCAGGAGGGGAGAAGAAAAUUCAGAGUGUACACUCUUGUUGCAAAGAAUCAUCUUGUGCUGAAUAAUUGUGUAUGGAUAGUACAGCAGAGAAGACUUCAGCCAUAAGAGGACAUUUUGGAAAAAAAAUGACCACCAAUUGUAAAUACGCUUGUUCUCAUUAGACUGAUCUUCUACAUUGUCAUUUUAUUUUAUUUUCUUGUGGAAAACAGUUAUUUUGGUACAGUAUUAUGAAACCAUGAAAGAAGUUUGAUGAUCAGAAAUUGCAUAUAGAAAAAAAAGAUGCUGCAGAAAGAAACAAUAAAUGGUUUAACAGUGAAUUUUACAGCUUGUGUUCUGCUAGGAAUAAAGAUAAAAUAAAUGAA